Molecule: messenger RNA, 2247 nt
Organism: Impatiens glandulifera
Lineage: Eukaryota; Viridiplantae; Streptophyta; Magnoliopsida; Ericales; Balsaminaceae
Exons: 14
Coding region: 284-1900 (538 amino acids)
Source: RefSeq, a predicted model, not a curated record
GAAAUGGAGAUCGGGAAACGGCUGCACCUGAAAACUCAAAGCCCUUUCUUUUCCAUUCUCUCUCUUCCCCUCUUCUGUCAGUUUUGUUUGAUCUGAUUCUCUCCCACCGAGCUGCUUUGCUUUGUUUCGUUUCGUUUCCCCAGUUCUUGUUUUUUUUUUUUCCAUUUCCCACAAAUAUAGAAAUCUCUUCGCCUCUCUAACUCACCUCGCCGGACAAAUCUAGACGAGGUUCUCACAGUUUCUUUGCAAGAAAACUUAAGGGUCUUCCUCAUCUCAUCCUUUUAUGGAACCACUCAUCAACUUCAUCAUCCGACCGCCCAGAGCUGAGUACGACCCAAAAAAUGAUUUGCUGGAUCAAGAGUUCAUGCUCAAAGGCAAAUGGUUUCAGAGAAAAGAUAUAGAGGUUAAAAAUAGUAGAGGAGAUAUUCUUCAAUGUAGCCAUUAUAUGCCUGUUGUUCGUCCAGAGGGAAAGCCAUUGCCUUGCGUUAUUUACUGCCAUGGAAACAGUGGGUGCAGGGCUGAUGCCAGUGAAGCUGCUAUAAUUUUGCUGCCUUCUAACAUUUCUGUUUUCACCCUUGACUUCUCUGGUUCUGGAUUGUCUGGAGGAGAGCAUGUGACUUUAGGUUGGAACGAGAAGGAUGAUCUCACUUCAGUGGUUGAGUUCUUGAGGGCAGAUGGGAAUGUUUCUCUCAUCGGUUUGUGGGGCCGCUCAAUGGGUGCAGUGACCAGCUUAAUGUAUGGGGCUGAGGAUCCUUCAAUAGCUGGAAUGGUGCUCGAUAGCCCAUUUUCUGAUUUGGUUGAAUUGAUGAUGGAACUCGUGGAUACGUAUAAAAUUCGACUUCCUAAAUUCACGGUGAAGUUUGCCAUCCAGUACAUGCGAAGAGCUAUUCUCAAGAAAGCAAAAUUUGACAUCAGUGAGCUUAAUACCAUCAAGGUGGCAAAGUCCUGCUUUGUUCCAGUUCUAUUCGGGCAUGCAGUGGAUGAUGAUUUUAUACAGCCUCAUCAUGCAGACCGUAUAUAUGAAGCUUAUGUGGGGGACAAGAAUAUUAUCAAAUUUGAAGGAGAUCACAAUUCUCCUCGUCCACAGUUCUAUUUUGAUUCUAUAAACAUCUUUUUCCACAAUGUUCUCCAACCUCCCGAAGAUGAAGUUGGGGAAACUUUUUUGGACACAACACCUGAUUACUUCAGCAGGGGUAGAUGGAGUACCUUACCUGAGAUGGGAUACACAGAGGAUGACUUUUUUACAACAGGUCGCGCUUCUAGCACCACAGAAGAUGCCAUUGAGCAGCUUCGAUCCAAGAGGCAGAUGAGUAGAAUAGAGGUUCCAUCAGAUAUCUCAUCACAAGAUAAACCAGCAGAAACUGAGGAAGGAUCUUCUUCUGAUAAGCAGAUGCCAUCGUCUUCAAACAUGAUUAGUUUUGAACUCUCUGAUGGGCAACCAAAUGGACCCCGAGUGCCUGCCUCCAUAGACUAUGACGAUUACCUGGAGUACUCAUUUGAUAACUUGUCCCACUUUCCUUCUAACUCGGAUGAAGAAGAAAGAAUGUUCAGAGAAGCUGUGAUGGAAUCAAUAAAAGACAUGGAGAAAACUUCGAAUACCAAGCAAGAUGAAAAUUUCGAGAACCUUAAUUCUGUCGACACUUCAGUUCCUCCUUCCAGUUCAAAACCAGAUAAUUCGGCUAACAAAAUCAUCCAGUCAGGCGAUGAUCAGAUUAUCGUUUCUACAGGUCCUUCACCAAGUGCUCCUCCAGUGAACACAGUAAGCUCAUCAUCCAAUGGUGUUGAAACGAUUGAUUUUACAAAAGCAACUGUGACAGUUGAAAGGAACCCGUCAAGCAAUAUGAUAGAUGGUUUGCUGAAACGAUGGGACCUUAGUUUCUUUCGAGGUAAUAAUAGGUGAAAAUUGGGUUGGAAGUGUAAAACAAGGAACAUGAAGCAUUUACUUGAGAAAAGAAAGAAAGUGAAAAGAGAACAGCAUACAUAUGGGUAUUUAUUCCACUUUAUUUGUAUAUUGUGUUUGUUUUGGAGGAAGAAAACAUUAUAUGAUGAUUCUUGGAAAGAAAUCACUUACCAAAAGAUGGGGAACUCUACUAUGUGUGUGGUGGGGAGUUUGUUUGACUAGAGAAAAAAAGAAGAAAAGGAAAUGUACAGUAUAUGUAGACAAAUAUUAUUGGGUUGAAAAUUUGUUGAACUUCAUUCAAAGUUUAUGUAUAUUUGGUUUGCACUUUUUUUUAAUCUGGAUUAUGA